Messenger RNA from Syzygium oleosum, 1481 nucleotides. RefSeq lists its product as uncharacterized. The coding region runs from base 182 to 1153 and encodes 323 amino acids. The transcript has 7 exons. Gene Ontology annotation, molecular function: zinc ion binding. Lineage: Eukaryota; Viridiplantae; Streptophyta; Magnoliopsida; Myrtales; Myrtaceae. The record is from RefSeq and is a predicted model, not a curated record.
CCCCCUACCCACGGAAAAAAAAGCAAAGAUUCCCGAAGUGAGGAGGGAGAGAUGGAAUCCUUCUAGGGGGGUCCCCCUCGCUUUCCUCCGCGAAUCUCCCUUGAAGCCCUAGAAGUUCCAGCGAUAGUCCCGCCCCCUUCCCCUCCUCCUCCUCCUGGCCUCGAAGCGCCCCCCCCCCGGGAUGGCGGAUCGCGCGGAGUCCUCCGCCCUCAUCGCGCCGCCGCCGCCGAUGCGGGAGCCGAGCGAGGUUGACCUCGAGGCCGGGCCCGGCGAGCAAAUCCAGUGCCGGAUUUGCCUCGAGACCGACGGCAGAGAUUUUAUUGCUCCUUGCAAGUGUAAAGGGACAUCAAAAUAUGUUCACCGUGAAUGUUUGGAUCACUGGCGAGCUGUUCGGGAAGGGUUUGCAUUUGCUCAUUGCACCACUUGCAAGGCCCCCUAUCAUUUGAGAGUUCAUGUUGUUGCUGAUCGAAAGUGGCGGACUUUGAAAUUUCGGUUCUUUGUUACUAGAGACAUCAUAUUUAUUUUUCUGGCCGUCCAACUUGUGAUCACUUCUCUAGCAUACUUGGUGUAUUUGAUAGAUGGCUCCCAGCAGUUCUGGCUUCGGCAUGCAUGGGGUUUUGAUAGUGGCAUUAGCUUCUACUACAUUUGUGGAGCGUUAUUGUUCUUUGCUUUGCUGGGGUUGUCUGGGUGCUUCAUCACUUGCUACGAUCGAAGAGUGCGGAAUGAUUUGGCUCAGCCUUGUCGAGAACUCUGUCUAUGUUGCUGUCAUCCUGGGAUUUGUGCAGAUUGCCAUUUACCUGGCACUCUCUGUAUGUGGACUGAUUGUACCACAUGUUUUGAGAGUUGUGCAAGUACAGCAGCUGAGUGUGGAUGUUUAGGAGGUGCUGGUGAAGCGGGGUUACCUCUAUUGUUUAUUAUGGCUUUGGUUGUUCUUGGACUGUUUACUGUGAUUGGCAUAUUCUACAGUGUUUUAGUUGCCACAAUGGUUGGACAGCGGAUAUGGCAAAGGCAUUAUCACAUACUUGCCAAAAGGAUGCUAACUAAAGAAUAUGUGGUAGAAGACGUCGAUGGCGAGAUGACAGGAUCUGAUUGGUCUCCCCCACCUCUCCCUCCCGAGCAUGUUCAGCAGCUGAAAACGCUUGGCCUCCUCUAGUAGCGGAGUCAUUAUAUGGUUCAUAAGAAUAACUUGUACGAUUCUAAUAACCCUCUCUGUAUCUGCCUUUGUAUGUGGUAAAUCCCCGAAUGAGGAGAUUGGCCAAAUCCCUCUUCAGAGCCCAACCAUGAAGAGACUAAAUGUUCCACUGCUCUAGUGUUUUCACUUACAAGUUCUGGACACCUACCUUUUCUGUUGAAAUUUACCACAAUAUGAGAUGCAUAAGACCAGAUCCGAAUAUUGUAAAUGAAAUGGCUAUUGACGGCUGUAGUGAAGCCUAUAGAUUUACAAAAGUCAGUAAUUUUCACAUUGGUUUCAUCGUUUGUAA